AUUAAGAUACCCACACAUUCUAUGCUUUCUUCCUCCCUUCUCCUUCUCCUUCUCCUUCUCCUUCUCCAUCAGUCCCUUUCUCUCUUUGCUCUCUAAACAUGGUGAUCUUGGCAUGCUUGUUCAUCUGAAUGUGAUUUGAACUGUUGUAGCUGCUGCUUGUGAUUGGAAAUUUUUCAAAGGUUGAAGUUUAGGUUCCAUCCUGUAAGGAUUAGGGGAAGUGCUUACAAUGCAGAGCACCAUGAGCUUGAAGAAAAAUGGAGGAGUUGGACAAAUUUGUGUUUUGCAGCAGCCUCAGGCUCCUGUUAUGCCCUGGUGGGUCGGGUCUCCGGCCGUUUACGGGGAGUCUUUUGGGCAAUUGAAGCCUUUUUCUGUGGACCAGUCGAAUGGAGUGAGCCCCGUGCCGGUUACUAUUGGACAAAUGCAUCACUCUGCAGACCAGAGGUUAGGGCCCGAGCCGGCAAUCCAAGAGAAAGGGAGUAAUGGUAUAACGAAGUUCACAAUCUUUCCUGACAAUAAAGAUUUGGCAGGUGGGCAGAAAACUCAGCAGCUUUCCCCUGGCAUCACUGUACCACCUGAGUCUCAAGGUUGUUUUGAGCUGGGACUUGGCCAGCCUAUGGUUUAUUCCAAUUACCCUUACGCUGAUCAGUGCUAUGGGUUGUUUGCACCUUAUGCAGCUCAAACAGCGGGCCGAAUGCUUCUACCAGUCAAUGUGGCAGACAACAGGCUGAUAUACGUAAAUUCCAAACAGUAUCACGGAAUUAUGCGGCGGCGCCAAGCUCGGGCCAAGGCAGAGAUGGCGAACAAAUUGAUCAAAGUUCGGAAGCCGUAUAUGCACGAGUCACGCCAUCUUCAUGCUAUGCGCCGGGCAAGAGGGAGCGGUGGUCGCUUCCUGAACACCAAAAAGGUUACCAAUGUACAAGGUGGGAGCGCCGGGAAUACCAAGGCCAAAGUGGCCAAAGUGGCCAAACCUCCCACUCCCCCUGCCGGGUCACCGAGCUCUGAGGUUCUGCCAUCCGAUGAUAGCAGGAAUCUGAAUUCUGCAACUGGUGCAUCCAGCUGGUCUGGAUCAGAGGUGACGAGCAUUUACUCCCGUGAAGAAGUUUUCAAUCGUCUUAACAUCAUCGAUCACCUUCAUCGACCGGCUUUCCACCCGCUUUCACUUGUGAUGGACGGAGAGCACAAUGCAGGUAUUUCCGCAAAAUGGGCCACGGCAACUAAUGGUUGUUGUGACCUACUCAAGGUUUGACAGCAGUGGUACUUGGUGGGAAGGUGGGUGGCUUCGGCUUCUACGGGCAACGCCGCAGCCUAUAGGAACCUUCCCUCCAAGGCACAACCUAGUGAUGAAAGAACAAGCAACCUUAGAGUGUUCUUAUCAUUUGGUUGUGUGCUGCAGGCAACUCAUUCUUGGCUUUGGUGCAUCUAGGUCCAUCUGAUCUGAACCUUGAAGUCUUACAAGAUUCAGGGUAGUUCUGGUGGCCUCAUGCACUGAAAAUCAAAAACCUUAAUACUAUGGAGAAGGGGUACCCUUCUGUAUGGUAUGUCAGGUAUCUUAUCAUGAAGAAUAAGAACCAAAACAAUGUAAUGGUGGUGAGUUUAUGUCUUGUGACCAAAUGACACAUGAUUUUGGACACAAGUUUGUUUGCUUUGGUUUUCUGGUGUGUUUGGUCCAGUGCUGGAUGGACUUGUAAUUUAUGUGCUUUGUUUCUCUAUGAAAUCUUCUUGUGUUUGGAUUGCUUUUUAA
Molecule: messenger RNA, 1741 nt
Organism: Dioscorea cayenensis subsp. rotundata (Guinea yam)
Lineage: Eukaryota; Viridiplantae; Streptophyta; Magnoliopsida; Dioscoreales; Dioscoreaceae
Product: nuclear transcription factor Y subunit A-10-like
Exons: 6
Coding region: 227-1246 (339 amino acids)
Biological process (GO): regulation of transcription by RNA polymerase II
Cellular component (GO): CCAAT-binding factor complex
Molecular function (GO): DNA-binding transcription factor activity, RNA polymerase II-specific; RNA polymerase II cis-regulatory region sequence-specific DNA binding
Source: RefSeq, a predicted model, not a curated record